Messenger RNA from Anopheles arabiensis, 1337 nucleotides. Its product is annotated as RYamide receptor-like. Gene Ontology annotation, biological process: neuropeptide signaling pathway. Gene Ontology annotation, molecular function: neuropeptide Y receptor activity. Gene Ontology annotation, cellular component: membrane. The coding region runs from base 49 to 1290 and encodes 413 amino acids. Lineage: Eukaryota; Metazoa; Arthropoda; Insecta; Diptera; Culicidae. The record is from RefSeq and is a predicted model, not a curated record. The transcript has a single exon.
UCGUCCCAGGUUCGACUGGGACACGGUGUGUGUGUGUGUGUGUGUGCCAUGAAUUUCUCCACCGAGCACGCGUUGCACGCGCCAUGGAACGAAUCAUCAUCCGCGGCAGACGACGAAAUUCUGAUCUGCGACGGUGCGUCCACGAUCAUCCCGGAAGGAAUUGCGAGCGCCCAGUUCCAGGUGGUCGUGUGGCUGGCGUACACCGCCAUCCUUGCCGCCUCGCUCGUGGGCAACUGUUCCGUGCUGGCGAUCGUCGCCAGCCAGCCGCGGAUGCGCACCGUCACCAACCUGUUCCUCGCCAACCUGGCGCUCGGCGACCUGCUGAUGACGCUGUUCUGCGUGCCGUUCUCGUCCGUGUCGCUGUUCGUGCUGCAGUACUGGCCGUUCGGGGCGGCCCUCUGCCAGACGGUCAACUACUUCCAGGCCGUGUCGGUGCUCGUGUCCGCCUACACGCUCGUGGCGCUCAGCGCCGACCGGUACCGGGCGAUCAUGUGGCCGCUGCGGUCCCGCCGGCGGCCGCCACGCCGCCCCGUAGCCCUGCUGCUCAUCGGGCUGGUGUGGGUGGGUGCGGCCGCCACCGCGCUGCCCAUCCCGCUGCACUCCGCGCUGGUGCAGCCGAGCGCCUGGCAUGCCCACUGCGGCCAGGCCGUCUGUACCGAGGUGUGGCCCGAUGCGACCGCCGACCGGGCCUACUCGCUGACGCUUGCGCUGGCGCAGUUCGCGCUGCCGCUCGCGACGCUCGUGUACACGUACGCCUGCAUCGGGUGGCGCGUGUGGGCCCGCAGCACCAACCGCACCAGCCUGGUGCCGCCGUCCUCCACCUCGGGGCGCCAGUUCCGCCGGGCCCGCCGGCGCACCGUCCAGAUGACGCUCGCCGUGGUCGCCGCGUUCGUCGUCUGCUGGCUGCCGUUCAAUGCGCUGCUGCUCGCCCCGCUGGACGACCCGAGCUGGGCGCCGCUGCCGUACCUGUGGUUCGCCUGCCACUGGCUCGCCAUGUCACACUGCUGCCUGAAUCCGCUCAUCUACUGCUACAUGAACGCAAAGUUUCGGGCCGGCUUUCGGGCGCUGCUGCUGCGCCCGCUGAUGCGGGCGGUGGUGUGCAGAAGGGGACGCACCACCACCACUACCUGCGGCUGCUGCCUGCGUCACCGGGCCAGCAUGACGGUCAGCAGCGAACGGUUGCCGGUUGGAGGAGGAAGGUGUUGUGCAGCAGCAGCAGUGGAAAACGUCGAGCUGACGACGACCCACAGCAGAAAGAUUGAAUCCGUGACGGAGGAGGAGCAUUUAUAGGGUUUUUUUUUUGGUUGACUGUAGUAGUGAGUGGUUCAAUACAACAA